This is a messenger RNA of Drosophila takahashii, 678 nucleotides long. NCBI's taxonomy places the organism in Eukaryota, Metazoa, Arthropoda, Insecta, Diptera, Drosophilidae. The record is from RefSeq and is a predicted model, not a curated record.
AUGAGCGGCACAAAAAGUAUUUUGGAUUUGCCUGCAAAGGUUCUUUGGUGUAUAUUUGGAGAACUGACUCUCCAUGCCAAAAUCCAAUUGGCACAGGUGCACCCAAUUUUUCGAAAUGCAUUCAAACACCACAUCGGUCAUCAAUUUCAAAGCAUAAGAACCGGGGACUUGCCCUUUGAAGCGUGGGCUAUCAUAUUGGAAAUAUGCGGUUCGGACGUCAUCGAACUCAAUUUUAUAGAUGCGAAAGCGGAAGAUCGUCUGGUGAAUUUGUUUGGAAAGUAUUGCAAGAACUUGGAAGUCUUGCAGGUGUUAUCUGAGUUUGAUGGCGGCGCGGCCAAAGACCUGGUCUUGCAACACAAAGAACUCCAUACGAUCACCUUGAGACUUCCCGAUCCAAAAGAAGCCAUUGACGCCAUGUUAAAUCUUCCAAACUUAAGGCAUUUAUCAUUGCAAAUUUUUUCCGGAAAAGGAGUUCCUAACGUACAAGAACUGCGUGAAUUGGAAAGUUUGGAAUUACAUUCUUACAACCAAAAAGAAUUCAUAUGCCUGCGUGAUGUGUGUCAGACACUACCAAGUCUUUCGGAGUUGACCUUGUUGAACUUUAAAAUUCAAAGUCAAGGGUCAGAGGAAAUGUCUACAUCCAUUGAGUACCUUCAGCUCUAUGGUUGCGAACCCUAG